AUGAGUUCAUUAGACCAAGUUAAUGGUGCUUUCUUUUUUGUAUAUGGUUGUGGUGGUACUGGGAAGACAUACUUGUGGAAUGCUUUGACUUCAUCAUUGCGUGGUAGAGGUGAUAUUGUAUUAACAGUUGCAUCUAGUGGAAUUGCAGCUGCCCUAUUACCAUCAGGCAGGACCGCACAUUCAAGAUUUGUUAUCCCUAUUCAAGUUAAUGAGUUCUCUAUUUGUGGGAUCAAGCAAAACUCUCCACUCGCUCAUCUACUUCAAAAGACAAAACUAAUCAUAUGGGAUGAGGCUCCAAUGGUUCAGCGGUAUUGUGUUGAAGCCGUUGACAGAACAUUGCAGGAUAUUAUGCAUUGCACAUCUCCAUUUGGAGGUAAAUGCAUCAUUAUGGGAGGUGAUUUUCGUCAAAUACUACCUGUUAUACCAAAAGGAUCAAGAGCAAAUAUUGUUGAUGCAUGCAUCAAUUCUUCUCCAUUAUGGCAACAUUGCACCAUAUUCAAGUUAACAAAGAACAUGCGGUUGUCUUCAUCAUCAACAUCAAACACAAAAGAAAAAUUAGUAUGGUUCUCACAAUGGUUGUUGAACGUUGGUGAUGGAAAAAUAGGUGUUUCAGAUGAUGGUUCUACUGAAAUUGAAAUCCCAUCUGAACUAUUGAUACAACAUGGUAAUGAUCCUAUACAUGCCAUUGUUGAGUCUACUUAUCCAAGAAUCAUGGAUAACUUAGAUUCAAGGGAAUAUUUCAAUGACAGAGCGAUUUUAGCCCCAACGAUUGAGAUCGUUAAUAUUAUUAAUGAUCAUAUGUGCAAGUCUCUGCCUGGGGAGUCAUAUGAGUAUCUUAGUUAUGAUUCUGUGUGUAAGACAAAUGAUAACAGUGAUAGCUUUGACAAUUUAUACACGACAGAAUUUCUUAACACUAUAAGUAGCUCAGGCAUGCCUCCUCACAAGUUAAUAUUAAAAGUUGGUGCUCCAAUAAUGUUGCUUCGUAAUAUUGAUCAAGCUUCAGGAUUAUGCAAUGGAACACGUCUUCGUAUAUCUAAGCUGUGUAUAUCAGUUAUAGAGGCUAUUACUUUAAAUGGGUGCAUGCCUAAUCAGAAGGUCCUAAUUCACAGGAUGGAUAUGAAUCCUUCAGAAAAUAGAUGGCCAUUCCGCAUGCAACGAAGGCAAUUCCCCAUAACCCUCUCUUUUGCUAUGACAAUCAAUAAAAGUCAAGGGCAAUCACUGCGACAUGUAGGGUUAUACCUAAGGAAGCCUGUUUUCACACAUGGUCAAUUGUAUGUUGCAUUAUCUAGGGUGAGAAGUAUGGAUGGGUUGAAGAUUUUGGUUAGUGAUGAAGUUGAAGGUCAAGUGAAAACAACUACAAAUGUGGUUUACAAAGAAGUGUUUAGGAAUGUGUAG
Neltuma alba is the source of this 1395-nucleotide messenger RNA. Its product is annotated as ATP-dependent DNA helicase PIF1-like. NCBI's taxonomy places the organism in Eukaryota, Viridiplantae, Streptophyta, Magnoliopsida, Fabales, Fabaceae. Gene Ontology annotation, molecular function: DNA helicase activity. Gene Ontology annotation, biological process: telomere maintenance; DNA repair. The coding region runs from base 1 to 1395 and encodes 464 amino acids. The transcript has a single exon. The record is from RefSeq and is a predicted model, not a curated record.